AAUGUAAUACGACCUUUAGUGUUCGUUUUAAGAUUAGGUUAGGUUCCUCUGUUGUAUAUUUCCUAUUUUUCACAGAAAGAGAUCCUAUAAUACUUUAUUAACAUUCGCACAUAAAGAUGGAUAACGAUAAAAGCACAAUGCUCGCUGUUUUACAGCUCUUGAAAAAGUACAAUUUAAAAGGGACCGAAGAAUUGUUUAGAAAAGAAGCUAAUCUUACAGAUAUUUCGGCUGAAGAAGCUCAGAAAACUGAUUCAGAGGUAAAUAGUGUUCUUCGUGCUUACAAGAGCGAAGGGGAUCCUGCACAGUAUGAAAAAGCAUAUAGCGAAUUGAAGAAAUUUGUGGAAGGAGCUUUGGAUAUUUAUAAGCAUGAAUUGGGGACCAUACUAUAUCCAGUUUUAGUGCAUACAUAUCUAGAAUUGGUUUACAAUAAUCAUUCUGAAGAAGCAAAACAGCUCAUGGAAAAGUUUGGUGGAAGUUUAGAAGAAUAUUAUCAAAAUGACUUGAAAAGAUUAUCUAAUGUAACAAAAAGAGAGCAAAUGGCAGAGAAUGAAUUUAUUGAUACUUUUAAAUCUAAUCAGUUUAUAAUUAGAAUGUCAAGAGACACAAUUUCUAUACUAAAACGACAUUUGCAAGAGAAGAAACAUAAUCUUUUAUUAAACAUUAUACAGGAGCACCUUUAUCUUGACAUGUAUGAGGGUGUUGCUCGUAAUAAAGAACAAAUAGACGCAACAUCUGGAGCUAUGGUGGGUGAAGCUACUAGACAAGAUAAUAAGGCCAAAGUUUAUUAUGGACUUUUAAAGGAACCAGAUAUUCAGUGUGUAGCACCAGCUGAAGAAGAAGAGGACGAUACAGGUGGUGGAGAUGGAGAUAAACCAAAAAAGAAGAAAGCUAAGAAAGAUCCUUUAUUUUCAAAAAAAACCAAAUCAGAUCCAAAUGCACCACCUGUUGGUAGAAUGCCAUUACCUAAUCUGAAAGAUGCGGAUAAACUUGAAAAAGUUAAGGCAUUGAGGGAAGCGUCAAAAAGAGUUAUUCUGGGACCUGAUACACUACCAUCUAUAUGUUUUUAUACAUUGCUGAAUACAGUUCAUACCGUAACAGUAGCAGAAGUAGCAGAAGAUUCAAGUUUAUUAGCUAUUGGGUUCAGUGAUUCUGGUAUAAAAGUUUGGAGUUUAGUUCCACAAAAAUUGAGAUUGAUGAAGACGGGUGAACUAUUACAAGACGUCGAGCGAGAAGCAGAGGAUGUGCUGGUUAGAAUGAUGGAUGAUAGAACAUCUGAAACUACAAAAAAUCUGUAUGGUCAUAGUGGACCAAUUUAUAGCCUUUCAUUUAGUCCAGAUAGAAAUCUUUUACUUUCAUCAGCAGAAGAUACUACAAUAAGACUAUGGUCACUCCAUACAUGGACAUGCGUUGUAUGUUACAAAGGCCAUUUAUUUCCCGUGUGGUGCGUAAGAUUCUCACCGCAUGGUUAUUACUUUGCAAGUGCUUCAAACGAUAAAACUGCUAGACUAUGGGCAACUGAUUCUCAUCAACCAUUACGAAUAUUCGCUGGCCAUUAUUCAGAUGUCGAUGUAAUUCAAUUUCAUCCAAAUUCGAAUUAUGUCGCGACUGGUUCGAGCGAUAUGACUGUAAGAUUAUGGGACUGUGUGACUGGCAGUCAAGUUCGAUUAAUGACCGGACACAAGAGACCGAUUUUUUCUCUAGCUUUUUCAACAGAAGGACGAUUUUUGGCUUCAGCCGGUGCCGAUCAUCGCGUACUCGUAUGGGAUCUAGCGCAUGGUCAUCUUGUCGCAGCCUUGUCGGGUCAUACAAAUAAUAUUCAUUGCCUAUCGUUUAGUCGAGACGGCAAUAUUCUAGUCUCAGGAUCCUUAGAUUGUACAUUAAAAUUGUGGGAUUUCACAAAAUUAGCAGAAGAGAUGAGCUUAGAAGAUGUAAAUGUUUCUCACAAUCCAGAUGUGAAGACUAAUGCAGAAUCUUAUUUGUUGCGUACUUUUGCUACAAAAAAUACAUCUGUCCUGACAGUACAUUUUUCACGUAGAAAUUUACUGUUGGGUAUCGGUAUGUUUGAUUCUACAUAAUUUAUUACAUCUCAGAUCUUCAUUUCAUAUACAUAGAAGACUUGAACUACUUAUUAAGUAUAUCAUAACUUCUAUCAAAUGUAAUAUAGAUUAUCAUCAAGCAUUAAUAAAUCUUUCCUAUUUA
Camponotus floridanus (Florida carpenter ant) is the source of this 2199-nucleotide messenger RNA. It is a transcript of the gene Taf5, whose product is annotated as transcription initiation factor TFIID subunit 5. Gene Ontology annotation, biological process: transcription initiation at RNA polymerase II promoter. The transcript is spliced from 11 exons. Gene Ontology annotation, molecular function: protein binding; RNA polymerase II general transcription initiation factor activity. The record is from RefSeq and is a predicted model, not a curated record. Lineage: Eukaryota; Metazoa; Arthropoda; Insecta; Hymenoptera; Formicidae. Gene Ontology annotation, cellular component: transcription factor TFIID complex. Bases 117 to 2075 code for a protein of 652 amino acids.